AUCUAAAGUGCAUUUGUUUACAUAAACGGACAGACAUAGUGAAGAUAAAAUAAAAUUAAAAAAUUCAUAAGAAAGUGCGAAAAAUAAAUUUAAUAAAAUCUACCAUGGACGCUUUAACCAUUGCAAUGGAAGAUGCGCUCUUAAAGUCCGACAAGAAAGUAAUGGAGGUAGAGGACCAAGGAUCUAAGGUGGCUACAGUAGCUGAUCCAGCCCCUGCUACAAUACCGGAUCCAGUUCCUGCUCCAACACCAUCGCUAACCCCUACUUUGGUAUCUGCUUCAGCAUCAGAGUUGCUUGCCUUAAAGGUCGCUUCGGUUGAGAAGUCUUCUGAAUCUACAGAUUCAGACCCGGCAGCAGCUCCCACACCCGCAAAGGCAUCAAAUGUGGAAUCCUCGGGCUCGAAUGUAUGUAAACAGUGUAGAGGAAGACACCCGCUGUAUAGGUGCGCUAGUUUUUGGAAGUUGCCUCAUGAAAAGAGGCUUCGAUUCGUAAUUUUACAUCGACAUUGCUACAGAUGUUUAUCGACUAAACACCUGGCUAAUGAGUGCAAGUCGUUGGUGAAGUGUAACAUCUGCCACGACAAUCACCACUCACGAGGAAAAGGUCAAAAGAAGAAAGGCGCGAAACCUAAACCCCCUACUUCAGCGCAUUCAAAAGCGAAAUCUAUGCCCUAUCCCGUUCAGACUUCUCAUGUGCCAUUAAGACAUUAUAUUAACCUGUCUCCGACCUUAAAGGUAAAUUUGUUGAUAGGUAACCGUCGAAUUUUGGUCUGAGCGGUUUUAGACCUGUGUUGUCCGAUGUCUUAUGUUUGUGAGUCCCUAGUCCAGCAGCAUAUGCUGCCUGUCUCGUCUGCGAACGACAUUAAUAUAUGUCGUUUGACUAUUGGCUCAAUAUACGCGCCUCAUCCUCAGAUAACAUUGUCUGCAACAGUGAGGAAAAUGGUCGGUAUACGAACCCCACCGGAAAAUAUUCCCAACGACAUUUUAACUUUAUUUGACGGUAUUCAGCUAGCUGAUCCCACAUUUAAUCAGUCGGGACAGGUCGCGUUGGUUUUAGGGCCAGAACUAAGUGCUUCCAUUAUCAAAGGAAAAAUACAUUCUAGCCCGGGUAUUCCACUCGCUCAAUACACUUUAUUUGGAUGGGUCAUUUCCGGCCAAUCCCCUUAUUGAGAAAAUAAAAACAAUACUAAAUUGACCUGUGAAUGUUAUUUAUUCAUCGGUACAGUCGAGAGACUGAAAAAAUCCACCUGUGGGACUUCGGUUCUAUGGGGAAAGUUGAGAGACUUCUUAAAAAUCCUCCUGUGGGACUUCGGUUCUAUGGGGAAUGUCGAGAGACUUCUUAGAAAUCCACCUGUGGGACUUCGGUUCUAUGGGGAAAGUCGAGAGACUUUUUAAAAAUCCUCCUGUGGGACUUCGGUUCUAUGGGGAAAGUCGAGAGACUUCUUAAAAAUCUAAGCAGGUCCUUUGACCUUUCGUCGAUAUUUUUAAAAUUUGAAAAAAUAAUAAUUAUGAAAAAAAAUUGAAAAGAAAACAUAAUAUAAAUAGAUAUAUAAUAAUGAAAAAAAUGUGUAUAUGUAUAAGUUUAUCCUAGAUUUAUUAACCUUUAUUUCUCAUUUGUUGUUACAACUAACUUCGUCGUUGCAAGAUGGCCGGCAAUGUUCAUUUUAGAAAUUAAUUAAAACCGCUAACGGUAUAAAGUAAUUCGCAACUAGUUGCAAAGUUUUUUUUAUUUUUUAAAACACUUGUUAAGUGAACGGCCUUACAACCACUUGGUUUAGUGCACAACCCCUAUUGAGAAUCUUUAAGAUAAUCAUAAAUUUAAUAAUUAAACUUUUUAUUGAAAAAACUUAACUUUUUCUUGUCUUUUUAUUUUUUUUUUUUUUUUUUUGCACACAAACAUGGUUUAUGAACAGUAGUAUAAUAAUUUUUGGCACCAUGGGGAAUA
This is a messenger RNA of Lucilia cuprina (Australian sheep blowfly), 1944 nucleotides long. RefSeq lists its product as uncharacterized. The record is from RefSeq and is a predicted model, not a curated record. Lineage: Eukaryota; Metazoa; Arthropoda; Insecta; Diptera; Calliphoridae. The transcript is spliced from 2 exons. The coding region runs from base 105 to 773 and encodes 222 amino acids.